GUUGACAAUUAGAGCUUGCCUGUUACUGCAUUUCCGGACUGCGAUUACACUUGGUCGCAGUUUGGUGUUGUGUUUUAGCGUGUCAGAAGUCAAAGCAUUAAGCGAGAAUGUGUACUAGUCGUCCUUCAUCUGAGACGAUGCAUGAGGUUGCUGUCGAGAACAAGGCCUUUGUGGUUGACUUGAAGAACCGGGCAUGUACGUGCGGUUGGUGGGCACUAAAUGGUAUUCCUUGUAGUCAUGCUUUUGAAUCCAUCAGAAGCAUGCGAGGACAUCUGGACCUUUACGUUGAUGGUUUCUUCAAGAUGGAGUUUGUCAAAAUGGCAUACAAGUUUCCCAUUCCAGCAUUGGAAGGCCGACAAGCAUGGAUGCCCGUGUUUGGGAACAAGGUGUACCCUCCUCGGAUUAGGCGCAUGCCUGGUCGUCCAAAGACAAAACGUCGAAGGGAGGCUUUGGAGAUCUGAAGCAAGCAAGCUAAAAAUGGAAUUGGGGAGGUUGCUAGUAGGGAGAACAUCUCUUUUCAUUGUGGGAAUUGUGGUGGAGAAGGCCACAAUUCGAGGACAUGUAAGAAUGAGCCUGUUGCCCCGAAGAAAGCAGCUCCUAAGAAGAAGAAGCAAGCACACCCAACUCCUAUGGCACCUGUUCCUCAAUCAAAUCAAGACGCUGGAAGGGAGAAUCAAGUAACUCGAAGAGGAUCCUUUUAAAACUUAUUAGUUAUUUGUUAUGAAUGUUUAUUAAUGUAACAUUUUACAGCUGCCACGAGAAAAGAAGAAGGGUCAUUGCAGCAAGUGUAGAUCAAAGCACCAUAAUGCAAGACGUUGUCCACUACUUGUAGGGAUUCAGGUAACCAUCUGUAACUAUGAAUGAAUGGAAUGAAUGAAAGAAUGAAAU
This is a messenger RNA of Linum trigynum, 888 nucleotides long. Lineage: Eukaryota; Viridiplantae; Streptophyta; Magnoliopsida; Malpighiales; Linaceae. The record is from the annotation of a GenBank genome assembly.